Naegleria lovaniensis is the source of this 918-nucleotide messenger RNA. RefSeq lists its product as uncharacterized. The record is from RefSeq and is a predicted model, not a curated record. Bases 1 to 918 code for a protein of 305 amino acids. The transcript has a single exon. NCBI's taxonomy places the organism in Eukaryota, Heterolobosea, Eutetramitea, Acrasida, Naegleriidae.
AUGAAAAAAUAUGCUAUGGAAAGAUUUGGUUUAGAAGUGGAUGAACUCGAACAUAUUUCUCCAACUUCGUUUGAAGGAUCAAAAAUUUCUGAUCCCUUAAUUAAGAUUGGUGACAGAACUGAUGAAAAACAGGAAAUUGGCGUGGCUGCUGAAUUUAUUUACAAGUAUGCCACUAAUAGGACCGAUUAUUUGAAUCAUGACAUUCUUAAUCUUGGAUUUGUUUGGGGACGAUGGCAACCCAUGACUAUUCCAGAAGAAUUGCUCUAUGUUCAAUUCUUUGACUUGUUUGCUCCCAGCGAAGUGGUUCAUAAAAUUGUCGAAGAGUGGAAAUGGAAGGUUAGAUAUUUUGAUUCAGGAGAACCCAAAGGUUUUGCUGUUGUGCAUUAUCAAUAUGAAUUCUUCCCUGGAUUCUACCCUGGAUGUGAAAGAUCAGAAUUCAAACCAAAUGAAUUUUUACAAGUUCUAGUCAAUGAAUUGAAAGUCAAAAGAGACUCCAGUGUCUUACUUAUUGGUACAGGAUUUGAACAAUUUAGUCCUCAGAACGAUUUGAAAAGUGUUGAAUUAGCUCAAAACGGUAUUGCUCUUCAUUUACAAUCUGAGCUAUUGUCACAGUCCAAGAAUCAUCAAUUACACAGCGCAGCCCUUUCCUUUUGGUUGGCGUUGGAUGCAGAUUUAUUCGUGGGAACCUCGUGUGAAAGUCAAUUUGUUUCACAUAUUUUACGAUUGAGAACCAUCAUGAAAAAACCAACCUGUGCUCGUUAUGAUGUUAGAAAAACCAUCUAUCCAUGGCGUUACCCAGAAAAUUACUUGAAUGCUACCUAUGUAGAUGCUACAUUUUCUGAAGUGCCCUAUUUCUUCCCCAUCCACAACCAAGGAAAGGUUUUCUUCAUGGAAAAGUGUUCCCAUUUCAUCAAGUAA